CAGCCGACAGACACACGGUCUUAAUGCGGAAGCAAAUGCUCACUUCAGCAAUGAGGACACGUGGACAUGUACCAGCGCAGUCACAGGGGGGCACGAGCACACAUCGCCACGAUUUCCUUCGACAACCCUCAGCUGAGCUCCCAUCCCUCCACCACUCCGGAGAGCCAGGAAUGCUGCCGGGACAUCAAGGUGCUGGGACGCAAGGAGCUCCGGCUUCUGCUGUCCUGGAGGGGGAAGCUACGCAGGUUCCUGGCCAAAAAACUGAAGGACGAGAGUGGCGAGAAGGCGGAGGAAGAGGAGGGUGAGGAGGAAGAGAUGGACAGGAGGCUGGCGGAGAUGAAGGCAGAGGAGGUGGCAGAACUGCGGCGUAUUUGUUUGUGUCUCUGAGGAACCGGGAGUCCUGCUACAAUCUCCUGCUGUCAGUUUGUCCUGGAGGAUGGCAGUACCAACAGCAGCCCGAUCUUCUCCUCUGUGGAGAACAGCUUCGAGCAGAGCAAGCACACGAACUCCAGCCAGUCCAGUGUGGAGGACAGCUUUGACCAGCUGGACAGAGGAGACACCAGCCUCCUCCUAAACGCACAACCCCC
Molecule: messenger RNA, 587 nt
Organism: Conger conger (European conger)
Lineage: Eukaryota; Metazoa; Chordata; Actinopteri; Anguilliformes; Congridae
Product: pre-rRNA 2'-O-ribose RNA methyltransferase FTSJ3-like
Exons: 7
Coding region: 67-387 (106 amino acids)
Source: RefSeq, a predicted model, not a curated record